AUGGGUGUGCUCCUGGUCUCAGUCGGCCAGGCUGGCAACGCGGUGGCCGGCGAGGUGUGGAAGGUGCUGAGGCCAGUCCUGGGCCCACACGCCGCGCUGUGGACGUACGCCGAGGACGGUGCGGUCCGGGCGGUGGCAGUCGACUCAGAGCCCAAGGUGGUUGCUGCGCUUUCGAGCGAUGCCCGCCCCAAGCCGCGAUCGGUGGUGGUUGGCCAGUCGGGUCGCGGCAACAACUGGGCGUUCGGCUAUGCGGGCCUGCCGGGCGACAACCUGCUCGAUCGCGCCCUCGAAGCCAUCCGUGUCGAGAUCGAAGCUGCUGCCUUUGUCGGCGCCAUCUUUGUUCUGCAUGCCAUCGGCGGUGGCACCGGCUCGGGACUCGGUUCGGCUUUGCUUGGCUCGAUUCGCCAGGACUACCCGUCGACCCCGCUGUUCUCGGUCGCCAUCGCCCCGUUUGCCACGGGCGACACGCCGCUGCAGCACUACAACUCGAUUUUGUGUCUCGCACACGCUCAAGCUUUCGCCGACGGCAUCAUCUACUGCGCCAAUGACGCGGCCGCGCGCGCACUUGCGCCACCGGCAGACGCUGCGUCGUCGUCGUCGGCGGUACGGCGGGCGCCCAAGGUUGCCAUGACAGACAUCAAUCGCCACUUUGGCACCGGCCUCGCCUCCAUCCUUGCACCGCGCGUGCUGAGUAGGGCCGGUGGCUCGUCGAGCGAUGCCCACAUUCCCGGCGCUGACAUGAUUGCCUUCCGUCCGCUGGACUUGCUGGGCACCACCUUUGCGCAUCCGGCAUACAAGCUCGCCCACCUGUGCGUCGGCGUGGAGCCGGCUCGCAAGGCUGCUAUCUUUGAUACUGACUCGUGGACAAAGCUAGCCAGGCGUGCGGCGCGGGCGCUGCCAAAGUACGACGUCAACGGCUGUCCUGGUCUCACCUUGGCCGCCAGCGUUUAUGCGCGCGGCGUGCCGGGCAAGUCGUGGGUCAAAGGCAGCAAGCGGGCGCUGGCUGCCCUCGGCGGAUGGUACCAGCCAGUGGCGUGGAACCCGUAUUGCUUUGACGCACUCGCAUCGGUCGAGAGUAUAGUGCGCCCAGCGCGGCCGAACUUGGCGGUUCUGUGGAACCAUACCAAUCUUGGGAGCGAGCUUCAGCGGACCAUCGACGCCGCCGCGCUGAUGUACGAGGCUGGCGCGUACUUGCACUGGUAUCGCAAGUUUGACUGCCCCGAUCAGGUCCUGGAGAGCGCGUUCGAGGUGGUGCAAGGCAUGCGCGACGCCUACGUCUACGCCGGCGAGCCUAGCUAGGAGGCGGCGGAGGCGGCGGAGGCCAGAUGCGCCAGCUGUGCCAGCAUCUGCUGCUCAAGCGUCAGUGGCGCGUCGCCGUCGUCACUGUCGUCGUCGGAGGAAGAUCCCGAUGAGGAGCCGCUGCUGCUCCCACUCCCGCUCGCGCUCUCGCGCUCGCUCUUCUUCUUGGCCGAAGAAGCAGAAAAGAGGUUGACAACCUCCUUGGACACGUUGGGCGUGUCAAACUCAAGCACGUCGACGGGGGUGGUGGUGGUGAUCUCGCCGCUCUCUUCGCGGGCAAGCACGUUGCUCAGCUUGUCAAGCGCCACCUUGUACUGGGAGCGGUUGCUCUUGAUGGUCUUACGGAAGCUCAUAAAGUCGUCCUCGGUUG
Thecamonas trahens ATCC 50062 is the source of this 1669-nucleotide messenger RNA. RefSeq names its product cryptic tubulin. Gene Ontology annotation, cellular component: microtubule; cytoplasm. Gene Ontology annotation, biological process: mitotic cell cycle; microtubule cytoskeleton organization. Gene Ontology annotation, molecular function: structural constituent of cytoskeleton; GTP binding. NCBI's taxonomy places the organism in Eukaryota, Apusomonadida, Apusomonadidae. The transcript has a single exon. The coding region runs from base 1 to 1299 and encodes 432 amino acids. The record is from RefSeq and is a predicted model, not a curated record.